Messenger RNA from Ilex paraguariensis (yerba mate), 741 nucleotides. Lineage: Eukaryota; Viridiplantae; Streptophyta; Magnoliopsida; Aquifoliales; Aquifoliaceae. The record is from the annotation of a GenBank genome assembly.
AUGGACAAUUUCUUCAAAUCCAUGGUGUUCUUGUUCUUGCUUCUACCUUCAGUCUGUCUCUGCUAUGCAAGCGCGUCAAGUUCUUCUUCGGAAGCCACAAUGCACACCAACAAUUGGGCCGUCUUGGUCUGCACCUCUCGUUUCUGGUUUAAUUAUCGACAUAUGGCCAAUACUUUAUCCUUAUACAGAACGGUAAAGCGGCUAGGGAUACCUGAUGAGAGGAUAAUACUUAUGUUGGCUGAUGAUAUGGCUUGCAACGCUCGGAAUAAGUACCCUGCCCAAGUCUUCAACAAUGAAAACCACAGGCUUAACUUGUAUGGAGAUAAUGUUGAGGUAGAUUAUAGAGGUUAUGAAGUGAAUGUUGAAAAUUUUUUGCGAGUCUUAACGGGGCGUCAUGAAACUGCUGUUCCAAGAUCAAAACGUCUUCUGAGUGAUGAAGGAAGCCACAUACUUCUAUAUAUGACGGGACAUGGAGGGGAUGAGUUCCUCAAAUUUCAGGACUCAGAGGAGCUUCAAAGUCAUGAUUUAGCUGAUGCAGUGAAACAAAUGAAAGAAAAGCACAGAUUUAAGGAGCUGUUGAUUAUGGUAGAUACUUGCCAAGCUGCCACUCUCUUUUCUCAGCUUCAUUCACCUGAUGUCUUGGCUGUUGGAAGUAGCAUGAAAGGAGAAAACUCUUAUUCGCAUCACUUGGAUUCUGAUAUCGUUUCACAUUUUAUACCCUUGCUUUCUUUGAGCGGCUAA